This is a messenger RNA of Mesorhabditis spiculigera, 318 nucleotides long. Lineage: Eukaryota; Metazoa; Nematoda; Chromadorea; Rhabditida; Rhabditidae. The record is from the annotation of a GenBank genome assembly.
AUGGCGGAUGUCGGCGCAUCAAGAACAGAGAGAGAGCGGCGGCAACCCACAAAUGAAGUGCAAAGUCAACAUUGUGAAUGGAAAUGGGAACGGCAUGCCGAUGGAGCAGCCUUCGCUUGGCCCGAUGGAUCGUCUGAAAGCGCGCCUGCUGUUCGGCCAGCAGCAACCACUACCGACGCAUUCCCAAAUGCCUCCUCCACCACCCCUUACCAGCAGAGCCUUCCCUACCCGACCGCACACAUCAUCCCAAUGAACCAUCAGAUGGCCGUCCAGUACCAGCAGCCCGCUCCUGCUCAAGCCUCCUACCUCCUACCGACG